AGAUGUAGCUUGAAUGCCCCGUGGACGCACCAAAGGUGUUUUGCCUGGUGCUGCACAGAAUUAUACUUGCAGAGAAUGCGGCAAAACUUUAAGUUCAUCUUCGGCCUUACAAAAUCACGACCGAAUCCAUACUGGAAUUAAACCGUUUGCCUGUGACAUUUGCGGGAAGUCUUUUUCUCAAAGAUCAUCGCUUUCAGUCCACAAACAGACACAUAGCGGUAACAGACCUCAUGUAUGUGCUGUUUGUCGAAAAAGGUUCUAUCAGAGUUCAGACCUUAAGAGGCAUAUGCAGUCGCAUUUGAAACAGGUUGCCAAUAACAACUCUAAAUUCAUCAACUUAGGAAGUCAGCCUUGCUUGAAUGUAUCGAUCGAUUUGGAAAACCAUCAUAAUAUUGAAACUGACGCUUCGGUGACUGAAAACAGUGAGCAUCUUCCAUCUAAGGCUGCUAGUGAUGGAACGUUUUCUACCCAGAGAGCUUCGCCAGCUCAAUAUUUGAACCCUGUGCAGGAAUUGAUCACUUCAAGUGGCUAUCAGGCCCUGAAAUCUUCAAGCGGAUUAAAUUUACACAUCGAUGAAAGGACUGAAAUUCUCAGAAGACACGGAGAUCUGUCAAACGAACCUCUGAAACUUAGUCCACCGGCUUCACAACAACUUGCUUCUGUUUCUGACGGAUUCACUGCGAUCACAAAGACAAAUGGAAUUCACUCCCCAAGUACAGUGAAUAGUACUGGGCCUUCAUCAAGUGCCUCAAAACAGAUACAGCUUUAUCCGUCUGCAUGUCAAGUACCCUUUAAUACUGCUAAGAUAGAGCACCCAAAUGCUUCAUGCAAGCAGCUAGUAAAUGUACCAGCUGUCAAAUUCAAUAAGAAUGCAGGGUCAAUGAAUUCUAACAAUUUGGAACGAACUCAAAAGUUGACAACUCUGCAGGUAGUCACCCGAAAAGAUGGAUACCAGCAGGCCUCGAAGUACGGAACGCAAAUAACACCAACUGGUGCACCCGAAGUCAGAUUCCAGUUGCCUCCUUCAAAUAACGAGGGACAAAAUCUACAGCACCUAGUAAAUGACAGCAGCUCGAAUAACUCUGAAGUACCGUCGCUCAUUUUUCGAGAGCAUCAGCAAACACCUCAGCUUGUCAACUCAUCGUCUGAAAGUUUGCAAUCUCUCCCUUUCUCGCAAUGUGUUUAUUUAACUUCAGCAAAUGAAAUCCCGAGGAGCUCGGGUAGUUUACUGCCAAAUCAAAAUGUAGUGCUUAGAAAUAUCGGGCCUGGUAACAAUUUAAGCCUUCGAUGUGUCCCUGUGAACAUAGUGCCUCGUGUCAUUCAUCCGCCUUCGCCGUCUAAAACUGUGAACGAAUCAAGUGCUACUGUGCAAUCAAUUGAACACCAAACAAACGAGAACUUUGGACCAAUGCUAACGCUGUCGCUCACUCCUUCAAUCAAACAUGUAAGCAGAACUCUGAUUGACAUAACCUCCUUCAGAGAACCCGAUCAUACCACCCUUUCGGAGAAUCUUCAAAGACAAUCUGAUGCACUGACAAAAUCUAUCACAAAUUUAGCUCCACUUGGCUCCUUUAUACAGUCGAAUUUCAACCUGAGUUCAAAUGAGUGCAAAAUGAAUACGCAGUCUAAAAACUUUGAUGCGAACUCGAGUUUGAGAAGUGCAAACAACCACGAGAUAAUUUUAAACGAUGGCCAGUACAGGCAAAUGGACGAAGUUGAUAUUGUUUUACGCCAGCAGCAUGACAUUGACAGAGCUAUAGGAACCGGAAAAUCCUCCACGGGCCAAUGUAAGCGAGAGAAUACGCAUCUAGGCCAGAUGGAAUACAGAAGGUUCGAAAGUGACACAAAACCUUAUCUACUUGAUGGCAGCAAUCAUGCAGCUCACAACAACAGUUCGCUUCCAAACUUGGACGAAGCAUUUCACCCGUCGAACUCACCUGUUAAUAAUAGUAAUAGUAAUCAACCUAUCCCUGUUCAGGGAUUCAUAACAAAUGGAAAUUCUACGAGCAAUCACCUGAUUGGCGAAAGUAGAAACGGGCCUAUUGUAAGUUGCUAUGAUACGUCUCGCUACGUUCAGAACUACCAGCCAAUACAAAUGGAUUUUGGAGAUGCUAGUGGCGAAAUGAACUCAUCUAACCAAGGUAUUCAGUUCAUGGCUCAUGAAAAUGAUUUGCCCUCCAUAAGUCCUGAAGAUUCGAUGUCGCAAAUGUCAAUGGUUUCUAAUUUCAACCAAAAUAACCAGAACUUAUAUGUCACGGAGAGUCCGAGAAUUGAGAAACCGGAUAGCACGACCAGCUACUCAUCUGUUGGACGAAACAUUUCGAUUGAUGGCAACAGCUCCUCUCAAUUACAGCAAAUGUCGGUGAUUGGAUAUCGAAAUAACAUAACCAACGGCGAGUCUUCCUUACAUAACAGCAGAAGUUCUUCGCCAAUGACGCCGCCGAAUACAGUUGCACCAGAGACAGAGGACAAUUCGCCACCCGGACCCAUAUACAGAGAAACUGCUCACAGUAUAUUUAGGUCUACUUGUGUAGAAAACGAUCAUGAGAGUGUUAACACUGCCGACGUGACUAGACCCAUGGGCUUAAAUGGGAAUGUGAUUCAACAGCAAAGUGGGUUUCCGAUUACAGAAGGGACUAAAAAGUACACGUUACCACCACGGUUUAUGGGAAAAAACAGUCGAUACUUUUGAUUUUUCAAGCAUGUACUAAUGCACACAAUGAUGGAUGUACCCUUCAAAACUUGCAUCCUCUGUUGAAAUUGAUUGAAAAUAUUUAUUUAAUUCUGAUUGAAAUUUUUGAAGACCGUUUGAGUGGUCUAUGAUAGCGUCCAACUAAUUUUAACUAUUUGCAGUUUUUUUUCGGUUGUUUUCAGAGCCGAUUGCGUGUUUCUAUGUGCUACUGGUUUUGGUGCUAAAGCCAAAUGUAUACAAUUUGAACCACUUUUAAAGGAGAUUGUCCGUUUUUAUACUGCAGGUUAUAAUAAUAAGUAAUGCUUCGAGAGGAGACGGGUGUCUCAAUUUUGUUAUCGUCAGGCGAUCAUUUUCAUCAAUUCUGAUUAACUGCAACAUAUUUUCAAUGGAUUAUGUAUUAUAACCUGCUUCUAAUUUGAUAAUUGGCAUGGAAUUGUUGCUGGAAGCAAAAAUGGAGUUGAAAUGACAGUUGAAUCAUUAUAAAGGAGCCAUUUUGGAAUUUUGAAAGAGUCAUUUGAGUUAUUUUGGCAGCUCGAGAAUUGACGUUUUAGGGAUUUGCUAUACAGCGCACGGUGGGGAUUCACAAGUACCAAAAUGAUAAAUCAGUCCCAUUUGUACCAAAAUAAAAAUCAAUCCCGUUAGUACCAAAAAAUAUUCAAUUGGACAAAGACUACUAAGCCGACUAUUUUAAGCGUUUGGUUUAAGGUCGCCGGUGGGCGCGCUACGCGCGCGUCGCUGCUUUGAGGCGAUAACCGGCUCUAAUUUUCGUAUAGAGUCCUACCCUCUGUUGGCAAGCUCGCAACACGUUGGCGCGACUGCGGCGGUCACUAUUCUGCUGUUUAGUUUUCUUCUGUUUGAACAGUAGAAAAUUAAUGAGAUAAUUCGUUGGCUCACAAUUCGACAAAUCAGAAAACGAGUACCGAUGGUACAGUACAAAUGGGACCGAUUUUUCAUUUUGGUACAAAUGAACGUUGGUACAAAUGUAACUUCACCCAGCGAACGACCCUCUUACUUUCAAUGUAUUUGAGAGUGAAUAGUUUCUGCGAUUCAACCUUCAACUUAGUUUCCCUUUUGUACAGUAGUGUAUCUCUUAAGUUUAUGAAUUGUACAGUACAACAAUGUAUUACUAUUAAUAGUCCAAAUCAUCAAUUAAUGGUCAGUCCGAGACUGAUUCCACUUCAUGCAAUUUGGACUGGGAAUAAUUAUAGUUGAUGAACACCAAUAACUGAAAAUAAAACGAAGGAAACAUACUCUUCAUAACGGUUUCAUAAUCAAAUCCACGGUUUCCUGAAUAUUGCAUUUCCAGUCCCGUUAAAAUUGGUAUUGAUGGUUUCCCAUUUUUGUAACAAUUGAAGUGCAAAUUAUCAGAAAUUUUGAUUAGCUUUCUUAAUUUAAAAUCGCUUUCCAAAUAUUUUUAAAUUUCUGUUUCGUGCAUCUGCUCUGUCAUUGAAUGACUUUUCUAUCAGCAUCAAUUUGUGCUAAUCGAAUUUUAUUUGAAUUAAACUGAUGAGAAAGUUUCACUCUAGGGCUGCGAAUGCAGCCAAUAAUAAAUUAAUUCUUUCGAUCUUG
Molecule: messenger RNA, 4261 nt
Organism: Symsagittifera roscoffensis
Lineage: Eukaryota; Metazoa; Xenacoelomorpha; Acoela; Convolutidae
Exons: 5
Coding region: 14-2692 (892 amino acids)
Biological process (GO): regulation of transcription by RNA polymerase II
Cellular component (GO): chromatin; PcG protein complex; transcription regulator complex
Molecular function (GO): DNA-binding transcription factor activity, RNA polymerase II-specific; RNA polymerase II cis-regulatory region sequence-specific DNA binding
Source: RefSeq, a predicted model, not a curated record